AUGAUGCCAACCAGGAGCGAGAACAGUGUUUGCGUCGAAGUAGACCAGACCAAACAGAAUAAUGGACGCAAGCGUCCUCUUCGAAAGCGAUUGGAGUCAUGUGCCAGUGAUUUUCGAUUCACCAAGGCAGAAUGGAGAGAGAUGAAUCCCAAACUACAUUCCUUGCUACUUCCCUGGGCGCUGCUUGCUUUCGUGGCUAUUGGAUCCACUAUCCUUGGAUCAGCCUACUCUAUUAACCCUACCAGCAAUGACAUUGCGAAAAACACGGCCAUUCCGGUGGAUUUCGCAUCCUGGAUACCCGACAAAUUGGAGAGAUUCCUGCAAGAUGGAACCAUGGAUAUUAAUUCCCAGGGAAUGCCUUCUACGGGUGGCAGGCGGCUCAAGCAUCAUCACCAUCCACCCCUCCUACCCUUGACUACCUCGGAUUAUUGGGGAUUUUUUCUCGCCACUUUGGGACUCAUGGUAGCAGCUGGUGGUGGUAUUGGUGGAGGUGGCAUACUGGUACCAAUUUAUAGUCUUGUCCAUGGAUUCAGUGCCAAACAUGCCAUUCCUCUAUCCAAUGUGACCGUCUUUGGAGGGGCCGUUGCAAACACCCUCUUGAAUACUCCCAAACGACAUCCCCUCGCAGAUCGACCCUUGGUCGACUGGGAUUUGAUUUUGGUCAUGGAGCCUCUCACGAUUGCAGGAGCAUUGCUAGGAGCAUUCUUGAACAAACUUCUACCAGAAGCAAUUUUGACAGUCAUGUUAGUUGCCCUCCUAUCCUUUACGGCCUACACGAGUUUGACAAAGGCCAUCAAAAUGUACAAAAUUGAAUCCAUCCAUUUGAGAAAACAGGGCAUCCGAGAAGAUGGAACCAAAGAAAGCGAAUUGACCAAAAUGGCACAUGGACAUGAUGACCUGGAAGAUGCCGAUGCCAGCCAGAGGUUGCUGGAUGAUGCCGAGUUUCAAGAUAGCGACGAUGUCGACGACAAUCCAAAAGAUAGUGCCAAGGAGGAGAUUGUAGAGGCCGUGGAUGACGACGAACCUGCGAUACUGGAAACGGAAGCAUCCAGAAAGCAGCAACUGGAAACAAUCCUGGAGAAUGAAAGAAAAGUGCCCAUGACCAACAUUCACAUUUUGGUGGCCGUCUUUGUUGUGGUCCUCGCCAUCAAUCUGCUCAAGGGUGGCGGUGCUUUUCCGUCUCCCAUUGGCAUUAAGUGUGGCUCCACAUCCUUCUGGCUUGCCAAUGGGAUCAUGUUGGGCUGGAUCAUUGUUAUCAGUUUCUUUGUCCGGGCCUAUCUCGUCAAUCAAUACAAAAUCAAGCAACGGGUUGGUUACCAGUAUGUCGAAGGUGACAUCAAAUGGGAUGCUCGAGCCACCAUUGUAUAUCCCUGUGUUUGCUGCCUAGCAGGAUUCUUUGCUGGCAUGUUUGGUGUGGGCGGUGGAAUUGUCAAAGGACCAUUGAUGCUGGCAAUGGGGGUGCACCCAGCCGUAUCUUCCGCGUCCUCAGCUUGCAUGAUCUUGUUCACAAGCUUUACGGCCACAACUUCCUUUGUUGUCUUUGGAUUGUUGGUGCAAGACUAUGCAAUCGUCUGCUUCCUGCUCGGAUUCUUUGCCACCUUUAUCGGUCAGGUCGGUCUUGCUUACCUGAUGAAAAAGUCCCAACGCAACUCUUACAUUGCAUUUUCAAUUGGUGGAGUUGUUCUGCUCAGUGCAAUCCUCAUGACGUUCCAGUCUCUUCUGAGCGCUGCAGAAGGAGAGCAUGAAAAGUCUGGUGGUAUAUGCGGAACGAGCUAG
Messenger RNA from Seminavis robusta, 1776 nucleotides. NCBI's taxonomy places the organism in Eukaryota, Bacillariophyta, Bacillariophyceae, Naviculales, Naviculaceae. The record is from the annotation of a GenBank genome assembly.